Dentiscutata erythropus is the source of this 186-nucleotide messenger RNA. NCBI's taxonomy places the organism in Eukaryota, Fungi, Glomeromycota, Glomeromycetes, Diversisporales, Gigasporaceae. The record is from the annotation of a GenBank genome assembly.
AUGAAAGAAUGUGUAGCAAUUUUAACAAGAGAAGAAUUUUAUCCUAUUUUAGACGGUUAUGAACCAAGCGAACAAGCAUUUGUAGACAUUGCUAUAUCUAUCUUGCUUGAACUUAGUUUGUUUGAUUUACGAAAGAAAAUUGGUUAUAAUGACUUAGUAUUAGAAGCAUUUUUUUUGCCUCACUAA